UGGGCGGGGCGGGGCCCUCCUCCCUGUGUGGCCGCAGAUUGCCUGCCUGGUCCUGGUCCUGGGCUUGGCUUGGGCAUCGGCGAUGGGCGUUGUCUGGGUUUGGAUCUAGAAAUUCACGGAGCGGGGCAUGCAAUCGGGAUUGCAUAGGAUAGAUGAUGGCUCCUGGGGUCCCCCUAUCAUCAUCAUCAGCUUGUUGCCUGCCGUCUGCUUGGCUUUGCGUUGAGUCACUACUGCAUCCCCUCAUCGGGAUAUAUGCCGAUUUCUAGACCCUUUUGCCCUCAGUUCAGUGCAGGGUCCAGGUUCCCGUCUUCGCCCUUUUGGGGUUUCCGGUGCUUGGGCUGCUGCUGCGCUCGAGGCUUUCUGUCUGCAACACGUAUCCGCUUGGUUGUGUGUAAUAGUGCUAUUACUACCGCUACAGAAGCUUUCUGGGAACAUUCCAAUUGAGGGUCUGAUCAUCUGAUAUUUCGAUUGCGCAGGGUCUUCAAGUUUUGUUCCUGGAGUAUUCUCUGUGGGCGGUUCUGGAACCCUACCUUGCCGGUUUAGAACUGUGUUGGUGUUUCGCAGGCUGGUACUGAUGCCUUGGGCUCGGGUCGUCCAUGAUGAGGUGGCUCUGAGCUCUUGGUUCUCUGCUUCUGUAGCGCGGAUUCUUCUUCGCUCUCGUCGUAGUAUGAAGGAAUUAGACCACAGUGACUCUACGUAGCGCUAUUGCUUGCUUGUUUACUUGUGUCUCAUCGCGUUUCGACUUACUGGAUCUUAGCGCUUUUUGGUCCCGUUUGCAUGAUGCACAACGUGGUUGCAAGGUCAGACAGUGCUCUGACAUAAUAUCCCAGUCACGUCUGAAGGCUAUUUUGGUCCAUUUUAGGUUUGCCUUCUUAAUUCCUCAGAUUAUGUCUCUUGUUUCAAUGAACUGAGAGUGAUGAUAUAUCUCGUAGUUGUCUUGCUCGAUUCGAAUGCUUGGAUGAGCUGUACUAGGAAAAUAUGCAAACUUAGUGUGUUGCACCCCGGCCUGUAUCCAGUGUUAGCAGCUUUUACCGCAACUAUCCGUUCUUAGAUUGUUUUCAUGGGCCCCACCUAUCGUAUGGUAAUAACGCAGCGACGCCAUAACUCAGGAGGCCGGCGACAUCACUGCAUUGCACGUCCAAUGCCACCGCCCCGCCUCAUCACAGGCGUCAUGCGUUCGAAGCUGCACCAAUCUGCCUGGCCAGCUCCUCUGGUUGUCUCACUUCGCUCUGGAGCAUAAGUGUCCGUUUUCCCAGUUGCUCCUUUGGAUUGUUAAGGCAUGAAGAUCAGAAAGCAAGUUCAGAAGGCUGUGGAACCAGAAUCAGCUGGAGGGCCUUCAUCGCUAGAGACUUCGGAGGGAAACAAGUUUUCUCGGCAUAUUACUUUGGAGACUGAGAAAGGGGGUAGAUUACUACUGGGGAAGUCUCUUUUCGGUGAUUCUAGUCCGCCGAGGAAGCAGGCAGGCGCUCGGUCGACGUCAGCUUCGCAAGGGGGAGCACUGGAUCAUGUUCAAUAUCCUGUUAAUAAUUCGCUGAAUCAGGCAGAAAUGAGAGCGCAAGGUUCUUCCUUAGAACGUGAUCAGACGCAUGAGUCUUUGGAAUAUUCCAACUCGGAAUCUUGGGAGGGCUGGACACUUGGGCAGGAUCACUUGAAUACUAGGAGGAAGUAUGCACGGCGGAGUCUACGAAGUGCAGGUGCUGGCACAUUGGUGUUGCGGGGUGAAAACGGUUACUGCAACGGGAAUGCGGUUGUUGCCUCCCACGCUACAAAGAUCACGCAGCGGAGAUGCAACCUCAGCAGAGGUGAACAUUCUUGUUCAAAUGGGCAAUGUGGCCAUCCAUCACAGGAACCUGAAGGGUCAUUGCUACAUUGUCUUUAUUUGCAGCUCUUAGCUGCUGACAAGGAAGGUAUGACUUUGAAGGAGAUUUUUGCUAGCUUUGCGACACAAACACGAUUCUCCAGCCUUGGGAGGAACUGGAGGGAGCAUGUCAAGGAGCACCUUAAAAGUAAUCCGUACUUUAGAUCAGGAGCGAAGACUCGCUACAUUCUCUGUGAUCCGCCUCACCAAGCUCCAGAGACCUCGAAGGCUGGUGCUAAUGAUCACUCGGUGGACUUAUUUGAUCUCAAUGAGGAACCUAAAGCUUCCAGCAAAUUGGUUUCUGCAGAUGCUAAGAUCAAUCAAGGCGACUGCGACACUGCGCUAUCAAGUCUAGAUCCCUCAGUUGUCAACAUCGAGCGUGAAGGGGUACAGACCCGAAGAAAAGCUUACGAAAGGACGAUUGAGGCGGUGCUAAAUGAGUCAGUCGGGAAAUUUCAGAAGACACAGAAAACUGAUGAAAUUGGUGAGAAUCGAAGCUCAGACGAAUUGUCAACUGCGUCGAGAUCAGAUUUCCACACGGGCACACCAAUGGACACGGAGCCAGAAUCUGCGUCCAUCCGUGGGUUCAAGAAGAGAAAAAUUCCAGUUCAUGACGAAGGCCCCCAGCAAAGUAACGUCCGUUACAUCACAGGAGCUGUUCCAGGGUCGUUGAAGGCGAUGCAGGCUAGGAUUGUAGCCGAGCAAGGCGUUCAGAAUGGAGUCAGAUGCUCAAGAAAGGAUGGCAGCAACAGUCAUUCUAAGUGGCAGUGUCCUAUGAUGGCCAUGGAAGGUAAAUCCUUGUGUAAGCACCACAAUUUUUUGAGUGAGAGGAAGAAGGCCCGCUACAGAAAGGCGAAACGACAUGCCGAAGGGAAACGACCCCUGCGGGACACCAAGUUGGAAAGAAAUGCACGCAGGAGUUCUGUACUGAGCGAGUUGCAAGUUCUGAACAUAUCAGCAGGAAAUUCCUUAAACAAUGGAGAAUGCGGUACCCAGAUUGACGUCGUUUCCGCCCCAACUAUUGUGAACAAGAGCAACAUUAGUUCCACUGAUCGGAUUUUGAGAACUAGAAGUGAUGCUCCCUCGAACGGAUCUCUGGUAGAAAGCAACAACGCCCAGUCUACCGAGGAUAUAUAUUCUGACACCGAGGGAAGAAAGGCAGUAUUUAAGUUCAUUGCAGACACUAGUCGACAAUCCCGAAGCACGCGCAAGCCCAGAAUGUAUCAUGCUGCUAAGAAGACUGUGGAGAAGACUGCUGUGGUAUCAGUUGCGCCGGGAAAGUCGGUGAUGAAGCAGAGCGUGCCUUUAAUACGCCCCCCCUCCAUCCCUCCAUUGCCCAUGCUUUACGGGUUUCCGUGGAAUGAGUGAAAUCGACUCAGAAUAUGAGACUACUCGACGGUUACGAUGCACAACAUCAGCGGCUCGUUAUUCAAUCGGCAAUUAGUAACAGACAACACGUUGGAAAAAUUGGAGCAGGGAUGAUACUGAAUUUAUCAAACUGGCAUUUCUUACGAAGAGCUAGCUCAACGGGGUAUUGUUUAGGAGUCUAGGGAUUUGAAGCUACGGUUUUCAUGGGUUUACGUUGUGGGGUCUACCGAAAAUUGCUAGUCACUACGUACUUGAUAGACAUGGAUGUUUCGAAGAUCAGUUCACCGAAACAGUAUUUAGUGGCGUAGAGUCAAUUAAGUGACGCAAACCCCCUCAAUGCACAACCUUCCAAUGGCAGCUAGUCCUCAAACGUAAUCGACUAAAGCAAUUGUGACCUUCGUAGGGGGUUCGAAUAUGGAUGAUGGUAUGGCUGCUUUUUUAAAAGAGGUGUCACUCUUGGUCUGUUCA
Molecule: messenger RNA, 3694 nt
Organism: Physcomitrium patens
Lineage: Eukaryota; Viridiplantae; Streptophyta; Bryopsida; Funariales; Funariaceae
Source: RefSeq, a predicted model, not a curated record